UUUCAGGACUCGGGCUACAACAGUCCGUCCAUACAGAAAAAGAUAAUGGAGCUGCAGGCUGGGAUGUGUCAGAACGGAUCGGUGGACAUGGCCGGCUUCUGUCCCAAGCUUUGGGACGGCAUCCUCUGUUGGCCGUCCACAGCCCCCGGCGCUGUGGCAACUCUCGCCUGUCCGGAUUACAUCGCUGGUUUCAACGACAAGGAGAACGCCACGCGGUCCUGCAUGACCAACGGCAGUUGGUAUUGGAACGUCACAACCAACAGCACAUGGAGCAACUACUCGCAGUGCUUUAAGGCACCAUUCGUCAAGGUCGUCAUGGAGCUGGAAACCCAGAACGCUUCGCUUGUGAAGUACAUACCGAUCGUCAAGACGAUCUCACUGGCCGGGUAUUCCGUCUCCCUGUCGACCCUGAUAGUCGCAUUCUGCAUACUGGCAGCGAUAAAGAAACUAAGAUGCCCGAGGAACAUGCUGCACAUGCACCUCUUCGCCUCGUUUAUGAUGAGGGCCUUCAUCGCCCUCCUCAAGCACUCGAUAUUCGUUGACGGCCUCGGCUUGUCCUCCGACGUUUUGGUACUGGGCGGAGGCGAAAGUUACUGGCUCUCGGAUCCCAACGAAAGCAAUUGGCACUGCAAGGCGUUCACCAGUGUCUGGCAGUAUUUCAUCCUCGCCAACUAUUGCUGGAUACUGAUGGAGGGCCUCUAUCUUCACAACUUGGUCUUUCUGGCUCUCUUCACUGAUUCAAACUCGAGCAUCACGGGCUACGUCGUUCUCGGCUGGGGUUUGCCGGCCAUAUUCGUCCUCCCUUGGGUUGCGGUUAGGGCGGCUUUGGAGGACACAUAUUGCUGGACAACGCACAUGAACUCCCUGUUGUUUCUAAUAAUUCGCGUGCCCACGAUGCUCUCAAUUUUGAUAAACUUCGUGCUGUUUAUCAACAUAGUUCGAGUGUUAAUGCUGAAGCUGAAAUCCACCGUAUCCGAGGAGACUCAGAGAUACAAAAGAUGGGCCAGGAGCACCUUGGUACUCGUCCCGCUGUUCGGUAUCCACUACACCAUAUUUUCCGGAAUGCAAUACGGCUUGGUUAAAAACGAAACGGUUGAAUUGGUGUGGCUUUUGGGUGAUCAACUUUUCGCGUCCUUUCAGGGAUUUUUCGUCGCCGUACUUUACUGCUUUUUGAAUGGCGAAGUACGCGCCGAAGUUUCGCGCGCAUGGCGAACAAGAAACUGCAUUCGAUUCCGACGCGGCCGUUGGGGUCCGAGAACUUCGACUCACUCUUGCAGCACAUGCAGCUGCAACGCGAUUAAGCUGAACAAGAAACCUGAGGAUACGACCUGGUGGAACAAGCCGUGGACAUGCUGGUGCUGUAGGGUGAAUGUCAACCGAUCGACGCACAGCAUGGCGAGUACGCAAGAUAUAGGGACGCAAGGAGAGAGUUUGGCUAGUAGCCGUGGCUACCUCGAAGUUGCUGGUACAGGUGCUGCAAAUCGCAUACACGCGAACCAUACGUCUCCAAUGUGUAGCAAAUACACGGGCCAAUCGCUUUUGUCAUUUUGUUCCAACCUAUCCGAUAUGUCUGGAUGCGGUACGGCGCCUCAAGUGGAAAAAUGCGAUAAAAUACGAGAUCAACACCGAUGGAGCGAUUCGGAAUGCUGUCACCUCGCUUACGAAUUACACAGUUUACAAAAUCACUCGCAUCCUUAGUUAUAGUUCGAGUAUACUGUAACUACGUAUAAAAUCUUCAGUGAAAAACUGCAGCAAACGCUGAAAUAUUCGAUACCAACAAUAUCUCGUUGGCUGGUUAUCGUUUACAACAUAUCCACACCAGCGAUGUAAGUAAACCUGUAUGUGUAUCACCCGCGCGUUGUAUAUCUCUACCGAGAAUCUUCAUGUGUUAAAUCAUAAAAUGUUUUGAAAGAAUUCAGCAUCUUUCGAAAUUACAAGAUAAAUCACUGUAGGUACAGUUGACUGUAUGAUUUUUGAUCUAGCAUAUCUGAUGCUUCGUGCUUUCG
Diprion similis is the source of this 2006-nucleotide messenger RNA. RefSeq names its product parathyroid hormone/parathyroid hormone-related peptide receptor-like. Gene Ontology annotation, cellular component: plasma membrane. The record is from RefSeq and is a predicted model, not a curated record. The transcript has 11 exons. The annotation marks the transcript as partial. Gene Ontology annotation, biological process: adenylate cyclase-modulating G protein-coupled receptor signaling pathway; cell surface receptor signaling pathway. Lineage: Eukaryota; Metazoa; Arthropoda; Insecta; Hymenoptera; Diprionidae. Gene Ontology annotation, molecular function: peptide hormone binding; G protein-coupled peptide receptor activity.